AUGGAAACAAUUCUUCCUGUGAAUGAAAGUGAACAGUCUGAGGUGAGUGAACCUUUACAACAGUAUAAUGGGAAAUUAUUUACUGAUUUGCGUACAAUUGACGUUGUUGGGCAGUGUUUUGAGACAGAAGAAGCUGCAGAUAAGUUUUACUUUGAUUAUGGUCUUGUUGUUGGAUUUUGUGUGAGAAGGGACACACUGAGAUGCAAAAAGGACAUGACAGUAUCAAGUCGCCAAUGGUUUUGCUCAUGUCAAGGGUUUAGAAAAAUUGAUAAAAAUGCAAAAAGGGUUCGAAGGCCACAAAAAGUGACUAGAGUUGGGUGCCAAUGUGUAUUUAAGGUGAAUUAUUGUGGAGACAAGAAGAAAUAUGUGGUGACAAAGUUUUAUACAGAUCACAACCAUCCCUUAGUACUUCCUGCUCUAACACAUCAUAUGAGGUCUGCUAGAAAUUGUAAGGAUUCUGAUGUAGCCCAAGUGACAGCAUUUCACAAUGCAUCAAUCCGUACAUGUCAUGCAUUUGAGUACUUAGUCGACAAGGUUGGGGGAUAUGUAAGUGUUGGCUUCAGAAUCAAAGAUUUGUAUAACAAGCUUGAUGCAUCAAGACGUGAAAUCAUGUUAGAUGGUGAUGUUGAGGCCGCGCUUUCUUAUCUGAAUGGGAGAUCUGGGGGAGAAGAAAAUUUUUAUUGUAAGUUCAGUUUAGAUGAGGAAAACAAGUUGUGCAACCUGUUUUGGAGAGACACUCGUUCCUUGAUUGAUUAUGAAAACUUCGGAGAUGUUUUGUUGUUCGAUUCCACAUAUAAGACCAACCGUUAUGGAAAACCACUUCUCUUGUUUGUCGGUUCGAGCAACCACUUGACUAGUAUUGUGUUUGGGUGUGCAUUUCUCCUUGAUGAGACUACUGAGACAUAUGUAUGGGCUUUGGAAACUUUUAUAUCAUCAAUGAAUGGCAAGAAACCGAUUGCGGUUCUUACUGAUAGUGAUGAUUCCAUGCGUGGGGCUAUUGAGAUUGUGCUUCCUGGAUGUCCUCAUAGACUUUGUUCAUGGCACAUAGGGAAAAAUGUGAAUAAGAAUGUCAAAGAUCCGAAUUUGAAAAAAAGAUUCGACAAGAUUAUGUGGAAGUCGACCACACCAGAAGAGUUUGAUAGAUCUUGGUCAGAUAUGAUUCAAGAUUUUUCCCCCAAGAACACUAAAUGGUUUGACAUGAUGUAUGGAAAACGCCAAAAGUGGGUCGAAGCCUAUUGUAAAGGAAAGCAUUUUGCACGAAUGCGGAGCACGCAACGUUGUGAGGGAAUGAAUGCCUACAUGAAGGAUUUCAUGAAUGGUUUGAAGUUGAUUGAGGUGGUUCCAGGCAUUGUAAGAGCACAAGGAAGAUUGAGAGCCAAGUAUUCUGAUGCUGAUUUCAAUUGUAGGCACUCUGUGCAUAUACUGGAAACACAACUUCGCGAGAUGGAGGAUGAUGCAUCAAAGAUCUACACUGACAAUGUGUUUUUUCUAGUCCAGAAAGAGUUAAAGAGGGUGGGUGGACUAUGCGUUAAACCUGCUGUGCAAUCUGAUGGAUUCAAGACAUAUAUCAUGUGGAAACACAACAGGUCAGAACAAAGUUUUGAAGUGGUGUACUCCCAAGGGGAAGGUGGCCCACAGUUUGUGUGUUCUUGCCAAAAGAUGGAGUACGAGGGGAUACCAUGUUGUCACAUCUUCAAUGUUUUGAAAGAAGAGGGAAUUUUGAAAAUUCCUACUUCUUUGAUCAUGAAACGUUGGAGGAUUAUUGACAAAGCAGAUGUUGGUAAGCUUGAUACACGCAGGCUCACUGGUGAUAAAAAUGAGGCAGACUCGAAGUUAAGAUUUGGUUAUGUAAGUGACAUGUUUAGCAAACUGUCAUUUCGUGCCUCUUCUUCAAAGGAAACAUAUGAGAUGGUAUGCGAAGAAAUUGUUAAAUUGGAGAGAAAGAUAGACGCCAUGUUUACUGUUUCGGAAGUUCAUAGGCAGCAAGAUGAACGGGGACGUCAUGACAACCUUAUUAGAGACCCAAAUAUUGUUAAAGGCAAAGGGAAGAAAAAAAGAGCCAACACAUACUACAAAGAAACAAGGAAGAAAAUGCAGCAAGUGUGGUGGUUAUGGGCAUAA
Messenger RNA from Argentina anserina (silverweed cinquefoil), 2121 nucleotides. RefSeq names its product protein FAR1-RELATED SEQUENCE 5-like. Bases 1 to 2121 code for a protein of 706 amino acids. Gene Ontology annotation, biological process: regulation of DNA-templated transcription. Lineage: Eukaryota; Viridiplantae; Streptophyta; Magnoliopsida; Rosales; Rosaceae. The transcript has a single exon. The record is from RefSeq and is a predicted model, not a curated record. Gene Ontology annotation, molecular function: zinc ion binding.